Molecule: messenger RNA, 1668 nt
Organism: [Torrubiella] hemipterigena
Lineage: Eukaryota; Fungi; Ascomycota; Sordariomycetes; Hypocreales; Clavicipitaceae
Source: the annotation of a GenBank genome assembly
AUGGAGAAGCAGAAUCGAGAUGCCCGAUCUGCCGGCGCCGCCGCCAAGGAGGCCGUUGUUACUGAGGCCCGAGAUCCGGGCGUGUCCAUGGUUGGCGAUGUUGUCGAUUCUGAGCGCGACAUGAGCCUACGGGAUGCCUUCCGGCUGUGGCCCAAGGCAAUCCUGUUUGCUUUCAUCAUCUCGCUCACAAUCAUUAUGGAGGGUUACGACACGGCACUCAUGUCCAACUUCUUUGCCUACCCGUCAUUUGUUGCCCGCUAUGGUGACGAAGUAGACGAUAAAGGCAACCCGCUUGUCUCGGCACGCUGGCAGACAAUCGUCAUCAACGGCGCAUACGUCGGCUCCAUUAUCGGCGUCUUCCUCAACGGCUUCAUCACAGACUGGCUCGGCUACCGCAAGACGAUGAUUGUGACUAUGCUCUUCAUGAUUGGCGCCAACUUUAUCCCCUUCUUUUCCACCAGCCUGCCCAUGUUCCUGGCAGGCGAGCUGAUCCAAGGCCUCCCCUGGGGUAUCUUUUCCACACUCGGCGUCUCCUACGCUGCUGAUAUCUGCCCUAUUCAGCUUAGAGGAUACAUGACGUCUUGGGUCAACAUUUGUUGGGUCAUUGGCCAGCUGAUCGCAGUUGGCAUCCUCAACGCAUUCAUUAAACACCCAGGCGAGUGGUCCUACAGGAUUCCCUUUGCCGUGCAGUGGGUAUGGCCAGUUCCCAUUAUCAUCGUAAGCCUGUUCGCACCAGAGAGCCCAUGGUGGCUGAUGCGACGCAGGCAGCACGCCGAAGCGCGCGUUGCUGUUGCGAAGCUGCUCACCCCGCGCUCCGACAUUGACUUCGACUUGGACAAUCACAUGGAAAUCAUGCGGUUAACCAUGCGGUUUGAGCAAAAGGCCACAUCGGGGCCCACCAGUAGUUAUCUAGACUGCUUCCGCGGGGCCAACUUGCGGAGGACGGAAAUCUCCUCGAUGGCCUGGCUGACGCCUGCGUUUUGCGGGGCCCCUUUCAUGGGCUACGGUAUUCAGUAUAUGAUUCAGGCUGGGCUGAAUCCUAGCGACAGCUUCUCCCUCAGCUUGGGCCAGACAGGCAUCUCCCUGGCGGGCUGCCUGAUUGCGUGGUGGAUUAUGACGGUAGCAGGACGCCGUACCAUGUACCUCGCCGGCCUUUCUACCAUGACGCUGAUCCUCGUGACGAUUGGCUUUCUAGGGAUUGCUCCUGCCACUAAUCACGCGGCGUCUUGGGCUGUGGGUGGGCUGAUUUUACUCAUUGUGUUUGUUUUCCAGCUGACGGUCGGCCCAUCUUGCUACACCGUUGUAGCCGAAGCCCCCUCUGCCCAGCUUCGCAUCAAAACGGUUGCUGUAGCGCGUGUCGCGUAUAGUGCCGGCGGCUUCGUCAUCAGUGCAUUGAUGCCGCAAAUGAUUGGCCAUAAUGCGUGGAACUGGGGAGCCAAAGGUGGCUUCUUCUGGGCAGGCGUCUCGUUCCUGUUCCUGGUGUGGACUUGGUUCCGCUUGCCGGAGACCAAGGGCCUAACCACAUCGGACAUCAACCUUCUCUUCGAGCACAAGGUACCGACGCGCGGCUUCACUCGUGAAGCAGCAGACUACCUGCGGCCAAAGCUGCAGGAUGAUGCGUCUUCCACUGAAACUGUGGACCUGACAUCCAGACUGGCAAGCGUGUAA